AUGCUUUUCUCUAAUCCACAAUCUAACUCCUGGCUUGUGAACAAGUUACUCAAACUCAAACAUGGUGUUCCCUUUAAUCAAGUUGAGGUUGCAGAAUGGCGAAAAGCACGGUUCUGGUCAGACAAUUGGACACCAUUUGGUGACCUUCACACACACUUGUCGGGAACAAACUCUAGGUUGGGAAUUCCUCUUCAUGCUACUGUGGCCUCUCUGUAUAGAAACGGCACUUGGUCUCUACCACCUGCACGUUCAGAAGCGCAGAUUGAGUUAUAUGUCUAUCUUACAACAGUCGAACUUAACUCAUCUCAAGAUUACUAUGAAUGGGAGAUCAACGGUCAAGUUCAAACAACUUACAGAACGGGGCGUCUCUAUGAUUACCUCUGCGCUUUAAAACCUGAUGUCGUUUGCUACGAUCUGUGGGCGAUGGUAGCUAGAAGACUACAACUUGUACCUUAUCGUCACUGGCCUAUCACUAUUCAGCAAUUGAUCGCACUUCCCCCACCCGCCUCGCAAAGAAUCCUCACUCGACUGGCUUGGCAAGCAACCUUGUACUGGCUAUGGACCGAACGUAAUACUCGCCUCCAUACGCAGAUGUUUCGAUCGGUUGAUCAGAUCUUCAAACUACUUGACAGACAACUGAAGAACAAGCUUCAAAGCUUCAGGGACACAAACCGACUCGGUCUUCGAUCAUGA
Messenger RNA from Brassica napus (rape), 693 nucleotides. RefSeq lists its product as uncharacterized. Bases 1 to 693 code for a protein of 230 amino acids. NCBI's taxonomy places the organism in Eukaryota, Viridiplantae, Streptophyta, Magnoliopsida, Brassicales, Brassicaceae. The transcript has 3 exons. The record is from RefSeq and is a predicted model, not a curated record.